AGUGUCUGGCUCUCAAGUCAUUUCUCCUUCCAACCCGGCAGAGAGACGAUGAUGAAAAGCGUUCUUCGGCUGGCCUGGUUGCUUUCCCUGGCGAAGGCCGAUAUUCCAAGCGCUUUGGCAAAAGAUGCCGAGUGCCACUCCGGCGAGUGCGCCUUGAACGCGCUCCAGCGAAAGGGCCAGGCGACGUACGAGCACCUGGCAGCAUUGGAGGAUGAGGAAGCUUCCAACUCUUCUUUCCCGACGUACGGCUACCACCACUGGAGCACCACCACCAUGUACGGAGACGCGCCCAGAGCUGCCUGCGGAGGUAUUGACACCGGGAGACUGGUUAGCGGCACGCCCUACCACAACGUGGCUUCGGCGCAGUCCAUGUGGCUGAACUGUGGGGGCACCGGCAGCUGCUGGUGCGGCAAGUCAGGUGGAGGCGAUGGAACCACUGGAUUGGGCUGCAUCAGCUGCGCCAAGGGCCGGUUUUUGAGGAGCGCCUAUGGCAAGAGGGGCAAGGCCUUGUACGCGCUCCAGGAGGAAGCCGAGACGGAGCUGGAGGCGGACAAGGCGGAUGAGACAGAUGUCUUCGCAUCGGAGGAACUCAUCGUCGUGGUUGGGGAUCUCUGCCCCAGCGCAGGGAAUGAGGACUGGUGCCCACCCAGACGGGGACAACGGAACGCCUACGGCUCCUUCAACCACCUGGACUUCUCGCACUAUCCCAAGAGCAUCCCGCACCACCAUUCCAUCCCCAACCUCAACUUUGUCUUCAGCCGCAUCGAGUGCCCUCACGACCUGCAGCAGCGCUACUGGUCGAUGUCCCAAUGCAGGUGAAGCAGAUGAGUUUGCCAGACUAGGGAUGCUGAGAGCUCUGUUUUCAGUGAUUUCUGUGGGAGAGCUGUUGAGGGGCCAC
Effrenium voratum is the source of this 898-nucleotide messenger RNA. The record is from the annotation of a GenBank genome assembly. NCBI's taxonomy places the organism in Eukaryota, Dinophyceae, Suessiales, Symbiodiniaceae.